Molecule: messenger RNA, 501 nt
Organism: Dendronephthya gigantea
Lineage: Eukaryota; Metazoa; Cnidaria; Anthozoa; Malacalcyonacea; Nephtheidae
Product: putative nuclease HARBI1
Exons: 3
Coding region: 1-501 (166 amino acids)
Source: RefSeq, a predicted model, not a curated record
AUGGUUCAUGGCAGGUAUUACUCCGACAGUGAAUUACGAGCCCGUUACCGUUUCGGAAGAGAGUCAAUUUACAACAUCGUUCGCCUUGUUGAAGACGAUAUAAGGCCAUCGGCUAACAGAACCUUCCCAAUUUCGGCUACAAACCAAGUCCUAAUAACCUUAAGAUUUUUGGCUACUGGGAGUUUCUUACAAGUCGUUGGAGAUACUAUUGCAGGAGUAGACAAGGCUACGGUUAGCAGGGUUGUUCGUCGAGUAACUUUGCUUAUAGCUGCAAAACUUGACAACUACGUAAAAUUUCCGCAAACACAACAAGAAAAAGAUAUCAUCAAACAAGGUUUUUAUGAUCUUGGAGGCUUUCCAUGUGUUGUUGGUUGUGUUGACGGUUCACACGUGAUAAUUAUAGCGCCAGCUGACAACGAACCCGACUUCGUAAACAGAAAGGGGUACCACAGCAUAAACAUUCAAGGAAUAUGCGAUCACAAAGGAAAAUUGCUAAACUAA